This is a messenger RNA of Monomorium pharaonis (pharaoh ant), 528 nucleotides long. RefSeq lists its product as uncharacterized. Gene Ontology annotation, biological process: DNA integration. Gene Ontology annotation, molecular function: nucleic acid binding. The coding region runs from base 1 to 528 and encodes 175 amino acids. The record is from RefSeq and is a predicted model, not a curated record. Lineage: Eukaryota; Metazoa; Arthropoda; Insecta; Hymenoptera; Formicidae. The transcript has a single exon.
AUGAGGCAGGAGUUCUGGCCUAUCGCAGGAAGGAGCACGGUGCGCAGGAUUAUCGGAAAAUGCAUAACAUGCUUUAGAAUCAAACCGGGAGAGUCACAGUGCAUAAUGGGAGACCUGCCAGCCUCGAGAGUCUGGACAUCAAGACCAUUCCAGAUCUGCGGCGUCGAUUACGGUGGGCCCUUAUAUAUCAAAGAGAGCAGACGACGGAAUGCCAAGACCAGGAAGGCAUACCUGGCAAUUUUCGUAUGCUUCGCGACGAGAGCAGUGCAUUUGAAGCUGGUGGACAACCUGUCAUCCGAGGCGUUCUUGGGCGCCUUAAAAAGAUUUAUGGCGCGUCGAGGUAAGGUGUCUCACAUUUAUUCGGACAACGGAACUAACUUCGUGGGAGCUUGCCGAGAGUUGCAGGAAUUGCGGGCUCUAUUCGUCAGCGAGCAACGUAGGCGUCGGUUGGAGAGGUUUUUGGCGGCGGAUUAUAUUACCUGGCAUUUUAUACCUCCAAAUGCGCCGACUUUUGGAGGCCUGUGGUAA